Messenger RNA from Alnus glutinosa, 1153 nucleotides. RefSeq lists its product as uncharacterized. NCBI's taxonomy places the organism in Eukaryota, Viridiplantae, Streptophyta, Magnoliopsida, Fagales, Betulaceae. The record is from RefSeq and is a predicted model, not a curated record. Bases 166 to 684 code for a protein of 172 amino acids. The transcript is spliced from 7 exons.
CUUCAAUGCAAUUCCAACGGCCUAGAUCCAAACACUUCAUUUUCAAACCUCAUCGUCAUCAUCUCCAUUUCCCAGCACUAUUCUUCCUUCAACACGACUACUACACAGAGAGGGGUGGAGACUAGCGAGAGAGGAGACGAGAGCCUGGUGAAUAAGAAAAAGACGAUGUCGUUCUGUUCACCUUUAUCGUCUCCCGGGUCUCUCUCUUCCUUCUCCAAAACCAAACCCCAUCUAACCUCUCGCUUCAGAGCUUCCGCUGACGUUCCGGAUUUUCUCUCUACGGAUUGGCUUGAAUCACGCAAGAAGAGACCUUUUGGCCCAAGAUUAAAUUUUAGUGCAGAAGAAGCUGUCCAGUGCCAGCUCGAUGCACUGAAGUACAAUGACCAGCCCCGUCAAGAUUAUGGAAUUGAGGUUAUGUACAGGUUUGCUGGAUUCGAUCCCUUUGAAAGGUCUACCUAUUUUGGGCCCUUCUUUGAUUUGGGACAGUUUGAACGGUUUAGGCGGAUUUUUCACCAUUCAACCUAUAGAGUUUUACUUGGUCAUAAGGAUAGAAAGAUUCUUAGCAGUUUGUUUGUGAAGGAGCUGUUAUGCUUGUAUGAGCUGAAAAACAGAACCGAUUCACGCAGAGGGUUUGGAUACGAGGAAGUCGGCCAGAGGAAGAAGAAAUAUUUCAGUUUACCAUGAUUCAGAGGGUUGGUGGCUCGUGGGAUGGUUAUUGGCUGACAGAGAGUCUACUUCAUGAUGGGGAUGCUUUUUCUGGUGGUUUGGCUUACUGAAUAGCUCAUGCAGGCUAUCUCGUGGUGGAAUAGGUUCCUUUCCAUUUCAAAUGAAAUGAAUAGUAUCAUGAUUAAGAUUUAAAGUUGGUGCAUCUAAUUAGUGUAGGUGAUAUCAAUGUUGACACGUUUUUAAAAGAAUUUAAAUAAUAUAGCAUCAUAUAUAUCAUUAGAUGCACCAACUUUUAAUCCUAAACAUGAAAUGAAGAGGAUCCUUGUCCUCCUAUGGUGGACCUCCGUUAAUUUAACAUUAGUCGUGCCAUGUUGUAAGCAUAACAUUGUUUCCCUAAACCUCAAAUUUGUACAUAUGAAAUAAUUUAAAGCUUUGUAUAUAAAAACUCUGUAAUCAAUUAUAUAUCCAAGUUAUAUGUUCUAAGUCU